Molecule: messenger RNA, 2460 nt
Organism: Spirodela intermedia
Lineage: Eukaryota; Viridiplantae; Streptophyta; Magnoliopsida; Alismatales; Araceae
Source: the annotation of a GenBank genome assembly
AUGGGAAGACGAAACUCUCGCGUGAUCCCCCUCGCGUGGUUGCUGGUGGUGCUCGUCGCGCCACCAGCGUUCUGCCGCGCGCAGAGCUCGCUGUCGCGGGGGUCAUCGCUCUCGGUGGAGCGGGCCUCCGACACUCUGGUCUCGCCGGGGAGGACCUUCUCCUGCGGAUUCCUGAACGUUGGAAUCAACGCCUUCAUUCUCGGCAUCUGGUUCACAGCGGACCCGAACAAGACGGAGGUCUGGUCUGCCAACCGCGAACGGCCGGUCAACGGCCGGGGCUCGAGGCUGUCCCUCCGCAGCGAUGGCGUGCUGGAGCUGACCGACGCCGGCAAGGAGGUGGUGUGGCAAGCCGGCGCCACCGCGGCUGACGGCAAGAGGGUGGAGCUCCUGGAGGAGGGGAACCUCGUCGUGAGGGCCGGCAGCGGCAGCGUACUGUGGCAGAGCUUCGACUUCCCCACGCACACCCUGCUGCCCAGGCAGGCUCUCACCAAGACGACGAAGCUGGUGGCCUCCCUCUCCGGUGGGUCUCCCAACCCCGGCUACUACUUCUUCUUCGACAACGACAACGUCCUCAAGCUCAUGUACGACGGCUCCGAGGUCUCAAGCAUCUACUGGCCGAGCCCCGACCGCAGUGUGUUCGAGAACGGGAGGACCCCGUACAACAGCAGCCGCCGGGCGGUGCUCGAUGAGACCGGAAGGUUCACCUCGAGCGAUCUCUACUCCUUCAACGCCUCCGACGCCGGCGGUCGGAGGAGCAGGAGGCUGACCCUCGGCCAUGACGGCAAUCUCAGGUUGUACAGCCUGAGCGAGGCCGGGGGCUGGUGGCAGGUCACCUGGGAGGCCAUGCCACAGCUCUGCAACGUGCACGGGCAAUGCGGCCGCAACGGCAUCUGCGUCAACACGCCGGAGGCCCGGUGCUUCUGCCCGCCGGGGCACGAGAUGAAGCUUCCCGGAGAUUGGAAGAAGGGAUGCCGGCGCACGGUGGAGGUCCCCUGCGGCAAACCUGGGGGCGUGAAGUUCGUAGAGAUCCCCAACACGGACUUCUACGGCUUCGACCUCUCCGGCUUCGCCAACAAAGUGUCCUUCGAGACCUGCAAGAAAAGGUGCGAGGAGGACUGUAACUGCAAUGGCUUCGGCUAUAGGUUGACCGGAGAGGGCAGGUGCUAUCCGAAGGGCAUCCUCUUCAACGGGUACACCUCUCCGAACUUCCCGGGCAGCAUCUUCCUGAAGCUUCCGCUGGGCCUGGACGUCGCGCAGACCCUCGUCUCCGACGAGGCGGGCACCGCCUGCAACUCCACCAGGGACGACGCUCGGGCUCCGCUGCCUCCGGUGGACCUGUACGCGAGGAAGGGAGGCCUCAGAUGGGCCUACGUCUAUGCGUUUGUGGCGGCGCUGGGACUGAUAGAGCUCUUGUUCAUGGCGACGGGCUGGUGGUUCGUCUUCGGGCACCAGGCCUCGCGGAGGUCCACGGAGGAGGGCUACCGCCUGAUGACCAGCCAGUUCAGGAAGUUCACGUAUCGGGAGCUGAAGAAGGCAACCGACAACUUCAAGCACGAGCUAGGCCGGGGCGGCGCCGGCGCGGUCUACAGAGGUGUCCUCGACGACAAGCGGGUGGCGGCGGUGAAGAAGCUGGACAACGUGACGCAGGGGGCGGAGGAGUUCCAGGCAGAGAUGAGCCUCAUGGGGAGGAUCUACCACAUGAACCUGGUGACGGUCUGGGGCUUCUGCGCGGAGAGCUCCCACCGUCUCCUGGUCUCCGAGCUCCAGGAGAGGGGCUCGCUGGACCAGGUCCUCUUCCCCAGAAAAGGCGGAGCCUCCGCCGCCGCCGUGGCGGCGGCGCCGCUGGAGUGGGAGAAGAGGUUCAAAAUCGCGUUGGGGACGGCCAGAGGGCUGGCCUACCUCCACCACGAGUGCCUUGAGUGGAUCGUCCACUGUGACGUCAAGCCGGAGAACAUCCUCCUGGACGAGGACUUCGGGCCAAAGAUCGCCGACUUCGGGCUGGCCAAGCUUCUGCAGAGGGGCACCUCUGACGGCCAUAUCACGCGAAUCAGGGGGACCAAGGGUUACAUGGCGCCGGAAUGGGUCCUGAACCUCCCCGUCACCUCCAAAGUCGACGUCUACAGCUACGGCGUGGUGUUGCUGGAGAUCGUCAUGGGGAGGAGGGUCUCCGACGUACCGGCUGGGGAGGAAGAAGACGUGACGGGGGUGAGUCGGCUACUCGGCGGAAUAAAGAGAGCGAUGGACGGUGGCGGCGACGGCCAGUGGGUCGACGACUACGUCGACCCGAGGUUGGGAGGGAAUUACAACAGGAAGCAGGCGGCGGUGAUGCUGGAGAUUGCGGCGUCCUCCAUGGAGGCCGAUAGGACCAAGAGGCCGUCCAUGGAUUCCGUGGCCGAAACUUUACUGUCUUGUGACAACAACAAGACAGGGAAUCGACAUGAAAGACAACAACAUGAAUAA